Messenger RNA from Rhodamnia argentea, 1487 nucleotides. Its product is annotated as probable xyloglucan endotransglucosylase/hydrolase protein 28. The record is from RefSeq and is a predicted model, not a curated record. Bases 214 to 1221 code for a protein of 335 amino acids. Gene Ontology annotation, cellular component: cell wall; apoplast. Gene Ontology annotation, biological process: xyloglucan metabolic process; cell wall biogenesis. The transcript is spliced from 4 exons. Gene Ontology annotation, molecular function: xyloglucan:xyloglucosyl transferase activity; hydrolase activity, hydrolyzing O-glycosyl compounds. NCBI's taxonomy places the organism in Eukaryota, Viridiplantae, Streptophyta, Magnoliopsida, Myrtales, Myrtaceae.
CCGCUCAGCUUUGCCUUCUUCACUUCACUGCUCUCUCUGUCUCCAUCCUCUGUUAGCCUGUGGCGAUUCCAGGCGUCGCUCUAUCUCUUUCUCCUUGUCUGGCACGCCUUUCGCCUGUCAUUUAGAUGCGCGCACAGCACAUUGCAGACUCACCGAAUAAAUAAAAACAAAACCCACCAUUGAUUGGAAACCGAAGGAAAAAAAAAAGAAAAAAUGUCAGCUUCAUGGAGUCUGGUGAGCUUGCUGUUCUUCGCUUGCUGCGCGCUUCUCGCCGUUCUUGCUGUCGGGUCACCCGAGAGUUCGAAUUUGGAUUUACCAGUCGUCUCUUUCGAUGAAGGGUACGCCCACCUCUUCGGAGAGGACAACCUGGUCCUUCACGGAGAUGGAAAGUCCGUUCAUCUGUCUCUCGAUGAACGCACAGGGUCAGGAUUUGUGUCUCAGGAUCUUUAUCUACAUGGGUUCUUCAGUGCUUCGAUUAAGCUGCCUGCGGAUUACACUGCAGGAGUUGUGGUUGCUUUUUAUAUGUCAAAUGGGGAUAUAUUCGAGAAAACUCACGACGAAAUCGAUUUCGAAUUCUUGGGAAACAUCAGAGGCAAAGAUUGGAGGGUGCAGACCAAUGUUUACGGCAAUGGAAGCGUCGGCAUCGGAAGAGAGGAGCGAUAUAAUCUCUGGUUCGAUCCCUCUGACGAUUUCCACCAGUACAGUAUUCUCUGGACCAAUGCUUUGAUAGUAUUUUACGUGGACAAUGUGCCUAUUAGAGAGGUCAAGCGAACAAAAGCCAUGGGUGGAGACUUCCCCUCUAAACCGAUGACCUUGUAUGCCACAAUAUGGGAUGCAUCCAAUUGGGCUACCAAUGGAGGCAAAUACCGAGUGAACUACAAAUAUGCUCCCUACAUAGUCCAAUUCUCUGAUUUAGUCCUUCAUGGGUGUGCAGUCGAUCCUAUCGAACAUUCAUCAGCAUGCGACGCAGUCCUUCCUUCGGGAUCGAUCCCUUACGCCAUCACACACGAACAGAAAGUCCAUAUGGAGAACUUCAGGAAGAGGCACAUGACCUAUUCGUAUUGCUACGACCGAGCUCGGUACAAGGUUCCUCCUCCAGAGUGUGUGCUAAAUGCAAAAGAAGCCGAGCACCUCCGGUCGUCCGAUCCCGUCACGUUCGGCCAAGGCAAGCGGCGUUUCGUGAAGCGUCGCCACCGCCGCGCAUCAGCUACUUCCAUGUGAGUCAUUGCCAACCCGAUUGUCCAUUCUAUUCUGCUAGGCUGUCUACAAAAUUCUUCCUGUGAAUAGGGCGGAGAGAAGACGAAGGCGAUAUCGAAUCGGUUCGUGUAUAGUUUCGUGAUGUCAUCAUGUUUUGUAGGCCAAAAAGUUUGUCAUUGAUGUUGUUUUUGUCUCAGGCUUUUGCUGAGUUCAGUUUGGUGGAUAUGAGUCAUGUGCUAUGGCAUACCUCGUUGCAUUAUUUUUUGCUUCAAUAAACAUGUUUGUUGGCA